ACCCAUUCCCCCCAAAGCUCCCAGCUCCAAGCUUACCAGUCCCCUCCCCUCUCACACUCUAUCCUUCCUAAGCAGCCUUUCCCCAAGCACAGCGACCAGCGUUUUUCCCUACCACCCCAGCUCUCCCCCUUCUCUAUCCUUUCUUCCCUCCUUUUUCUUUCCUCCUUUCCCAUCUUUUUCGUACGAAUCUCAUCCAUAGUUUUCUCGUGUUCAUCAAUCCGCCAGCCCGGAUUCUAGUUUUCUAUCGAGAAACUCUCCCAAAGCUUAUUUCAAGCCCUAGAACAUGACUUCUCGGAAGAGAAAGCAGGAGGAAGAGGAGGAAGAAGAGCUCGUUGCUCUACCCAGCGAUGAAAGCGAAGAGGAAGAGGAAUAUAUAUCGGAAGGCGAUGAAGAUGAUGAUGCCGACGAUGUUGAGGAUGACGAAGAAGAAUAUGACGAAAUAGUCGAGCCUGAGGAGGAAGAGGAAGAGAAGAAUGGUGUAAAGCCAGCACCAGCUCAAGCUCAACCUGAAGCCCCUCCAAAGAAGAAGCUAAAGACGGCAAAUGCCCCAACCGAGCCUAUUCCCAUCGUCAAGAAUGGCGAGGAGGGUGAGGAGGAGAGUGAGGAAGAGGAGUUCGAUAACGACGAUCCUGAGGUCGAGGAUAACUUGGAUGUAGAAGGAUAUGAUGACGAAGAGGAUGUCGAUGAUGUCGAGGAUGUCGAAGAUGACGAGGAGAACGGCGUCGAGGAACCUAAGAAAUUGGGUAUCGACGUCGAUCUGCCUACCAAUGGCAAGACCCAUGCAGUGAAAGAAGUUGCUGCUAACGGCGAUGAGGCUGACGAUUGAGUUCCCUCAUACCGUUCUGCCCCAGGUCGGAGAUGACAAUUUUGACAUCUACUCAGACGUCAAGCCCAGUAGCUACCACGAGCU
Molecule: messenger RNA, 910 nt
Organism: Daldinia loculata
Lineage: Eukaryota; Fungi; Ascomycota; Sordariomycetes; Xylariales; Hypoxylaceae
Exons: 3
Coding region: 284-826 (180 amino acids)
Source: RefSeq, a predicted model, not a curated record